Zalophus californianus (California sea lion) is the source of this 5757-nucleotide messenger RNA. RefSeq names its product myosin VI (gene MYO6). The coding region runs from base 236 to 4129 and encodes 1297 amino acids. The record is from RefSeq and is a predicted model, not a curated record. The transcript has 37 exons. Gene Ontology annotation, molecular function: ATP binding; actin filament binding; microfilament motor activity. Gene Ontology annotation, biological process: endocytosis; inner ear morphogenesis; actin filament organization. Lineage: Eukaryota; Metazoa; Chordata; Mammalia; Carnivora; Otariidae. Gene Ontology annotation, cellular component: myosin complex; actin cytoskeleton; cytoplasm.
CUAGGCUGGGCGCCGGCGGGCGGGCGGAGACGGACCCGGGAUCUGUCCGAGCAGGAAGCUAGCAGCAGGAUCCCGGUCGCCGCCGCCCCGUCUCAGAGCUUGUCCACGUCGUCGCCCUUUUCACUCCAUUUCAUCACCUUUCACCCCGCCCUCCACCUCUCCGGCCACAGGUAGCCUCCCCGCCGCGCACCUGCCCCAGCAUCCGCACCGGAGAUAGUGGACACUCCUUUCAAAAAUGGAGGAUGGAAAGCCCGUUUGGGCGCCACACCCCACAGAUGGAUUUCAGAUGGGCAAUAUUGUAGAUAUUGGCCCUGACAGCUUAACAAUUGAACCCUUGAACCAAAAAGGCAAGACAUUUUUGGCUCUCAUAAACCAAGUGUUCCCUGCAGAAGAAGACAGCAAAAAAGAUGUGGAAGAUAAUUGUUCACUAAUGUAUUUAAAUGAAGCCACUCUUCUUCAUAAUAUCAAAGUUCGAUAUAGUAAAGACAGAAUUUAUACAUAUGUCGCCAACAUUCUGAUCGCAGUGAACCCAUACUUUGACAUACCUAAAAUAUAUUCUUCAGAAACAAUAAAGUCAUAUCAAGGAAAAUCUCUUGGGACCAUGCCACCUCAUGUCUUUGCAAUUGCUGAUAAGGCUUUUCGAGAUAUGAAGGUGCUCAAGAUGAGUCAGUCUAUCAUCGUAUCUGGAGAAUCAGGAGCUGGCAAAACAGAAAAUACAAAAUUUGUUCUAAGAUAUCUGACUGAAUCCUAUGGAACAGGCCAAGAUAUUGAUGAUAGAAUUGUUGAAGCUAACCCACUCUUAGAAGCCUUUGGAAAUGCAAAGACUGUUCGCAACAAUAAUAGCAGUAGAUUUGGAAAAUUUGUAGAAAUACAUUUCAAUGAAAAGAGUUCAGUUGUUGGAGGAUUUGUUUCACAUUAUCUUCUAGAGAAAUCGAGAAUCUGUGUUCAAGGCAAAGAGGAAAGGAAUUAUCAUAUCUUUUAUAGGUUGUGUGCUGGUGCUUCUGAAGAUACUAGAGAAAAACUUCAUUUGAGCUCUCCAGAUAAUUUUCGGUAUUUAAACCGAGGCUGCACUAGAUACUUUGCUAACAAAGAAACUGAUAAACAGAUUUUACAGAACCGAAAAAGUCCCGAGGAGGAUGAGUAUCUUAAGGCAGGUUCCUUGAAAGAUCCUCUGUUAGAUGACCAUGGAGAUUUUAUUAGAAUGUGCACAGCCAUGAAAAAGAUUGGUUUGGAUGAUGAAGAAAAGCUUGAUCUGUUCCGGGUAGUAGCUGGUGUCCUGCACCUUGGAAAUAUUGAUUUUGAGGAAGCCGGCAGCACUUCAGGUGGUUGUAAUCUGAAGAAUAAAUCUACUCAGGCGUUGGAAUAUUGUGCUGAAUUACUAGGUUUGGAUCAAGAUGAUCUUCGUGUAAGUUUAACUACAAGAGUCAUGCUAACAACAGCAGGGGGCACCAAAGGAACAGUUAUAAAGGUACCCUUGAAAGUGGAACAAGCAAACAAUGCUCGUGAUGCCUUGGCAAAGACUGUCUAUAGCCAUCUUUUUGAUCAUGUGGUAAAUAGAGUAAAUCAGUGUUUUCCUUUUGAAACAUCAUCUUAUUUUAUUGGAGUCCUAGAUAUUGCUGGUUUCGAGUACUUUGAACACAACAGUUUUGAACAAUUUUGCAUCAACUAUUGCAAUGAAAAACUUCAACAAUUUUUUAAUGAAAGGAUUCUGAAGGAGGAACAAGAACUCUAUCAAAAAGAAGGUCUAGGUGUUAAUGAAGUACAUUAUGUGGAUAAUCAGGACUGUAUAGAUUUAAUUGAAGCAAAAUUAGUGGGGAUAUUGGAUAUUUUAGAUGAAGAAAAUCGCCUUCCCCAGCCAAGUGAUCAACACUUUACAUCUGCAGUUCACCAGAAGCACAAAGAACAUUUCCGACUCACUAUACCCAGAAAAUCCAAGUUGGCAAUUCAUAGGAACAUCAGAGAUGACGAAGGCUUCAUUAUCAGGCAUUUCGCAGGGGCAGUGUGCUAUGAAACAACCCAAUUUGUGGAAAAAAAUAAUGAUGCUUUACAUAUGUCUCUUGAAUCCUUAAUAUGUGAAUCCAGGGAUAAAUUUAUACGAGAAUUAUUUGAAUCAUCCACAAAUAACAACAAAGAUACUAAACAAAAAGCAGGAAAACUUAGCUUCAUCAGUGUGGGAAACAAAUUUAAGACACAAUUAAAUCUGCUUCUGGAUAAACUUCGAAGUACUGGUGCAAGCUUUAUUCGUUGUAUCAAACCUAAUUUAAAGAUGACAAGCCACCACUUUGAAGGUGCCCAAAUUUUGUCUCAACUUCAGUGUUCAGGUAUGGUGUCUGUUUUGGACUUAAUGCAGGGUGGUUUCCCAUCACGAGCUUCCUUUCAUGAACUCUACAACAUGUAUAAAAAGUAUAUGCCAGAUAAACUUGCAAGAUUAGACCCAAGACUGUUUUGUAAGGCUCUUUUUAAAGCUUUGGGCUUAAAUGAAAUUGACUACAAGUUUGGGUUAACAAAAGUAUUUUUUAGACCUGGCAAGUUUGCAGAAUUUGAUCAGAUUAUGAAGUCUGACCCUGAUCAUUUAGCAGAAUUGGUUAAAAGAGUCAAUCACUGGCUUAUCUGCAGUCGCUGGAAGAAAGUUCAGUGGUGCUCACUCUCAGUCAUCAAAUUGAAAAACAAAAUAAAAUAUCGAGCUGAAGCCUGCAUUGAAAUGCAGAAAACUAUUCGAAUGUGGCUUUGCAAAAGGAGACACAGACCUCGCAUCGAUGGCCUGAUUAAGGUGGGCACACUGAAAAAACGACUUGAUAAAUUUAAUGAAGUAGUAAGUGCAUUGAAAGAUGGAAAGCCAGAGGUGAAUAAACAGGUCAAGGACCUUGAAAUUUCUAUUGAUGCUUCAAUGGCCAAAAUUAAGUCCACUAUGAUGACGAGGGAACAAAUACAGGGAGAAUAUGAUGCACUAGUUAAAAGCUCAGAGGAACUUCUUAGUGCAUUACAGAGAAAAAAACAGCAGGAAGAGGAAGCAGAAAGGCUGAGGCGUAUUCAAGAAGAAAUGGAAAAAGAAAGAAAAAGACGUGAAGAAGAUGAACAACGUCGAAGAAAGGAAGAGGAGGAAAGGCGGAUGAAACUUGAGAUGGAAGCAAAGAGAAAGCAAGAAGAAGAAGAGAGAAAGAAAAGGGAAGAUGAUGAAAAACGUAUUCAGGCUGAAGUGGAGGAGCAGUUGGCCCGACAGCGGGAGGAGGAGAGCCAGCAGCAGGCGGUUCUGGAGCAGGAGCGCCGGGACCGCGAGCUGGCCCUGCGGAUAGCACGGAGUGAAGCCGAGCUCAUCAGCGACGAGGCCCAGGCCGACCUGACCCUCCGGAGCUCGGGUUCCUGUCCAGUAACUCCUAAAAUCGAUGGAGCAAGACCCAAAAUGACACCGGAACAAAUGGAGAAAGAAAUGUCAGAAUUUCUGAGUAGAGGUCCUGCUGUACAAGCCACCAAGGCAGCUGCUGGUACCAAGAAAUAUGAUCUCAGUAAAUGGAAAUAUGCAGAACUACGUGAUACCAUCAAUACUUCUUGUGAUAUUGAGCUCCUGGCAGCUUGCAGAGAAGAAUUUCACAGGAGACUAAAAGUGUAUCAUGCGUGGAAAUCAAAGAAUAAGAAGAGAAAUACUGAAACAGAGCAACGUGCUCCAAAGUCUGUUACUGAUUAUGAUUUUGCACCAUUUUUGAACAAUUCACCUCAGCAGAACCCAGCGUCUCAGCUUCCUGCCAGGCAGCAGGAGAUCGAAAUGAACCGACAGCAACGCUUCUUCCGCAUCCCAUUCAUCCGCCCUGCGGACCAGUACAAAGACCCGCAGAAUAAGAAAAAAGGCUGGUGGUAUGCCCAUUUCGAUGGACCGUGGAUUGCCCGGCAAAUGGAACUCCAUCCUGACAAGCCACCCAUCCUUCUUGUGGCUGGUAAGGAUGACAUGGAGAUGUGUGAGCUGAAUCUGGAAGAGACAGGCCUGACUCGAAAGCGUGGUGCUGAGAUUUUGCCAAGACAGUUUGAAGAAAUUUGGGAACGCUGUGGAGGCAUCCAGUACCUCCAGAGUGCGAUUGAGAGCAGGCAGGCUAGGCCCACGUAUGCAACGGCCAUGCUGCAGAAUCUGUUAAAGUAGAUGUGGCAGCCUUACCUGCACUGGGAACGCGUGCUGUGGUUCUAGGUAGGGUGUGUGCCCCAGAGAUCCAACCAUUCCAUGAUCAUGUUAGAACUACUUAUACAAAGUGAACAGAUUUUAGUAAUCAUGGCUUUUUGUUAAUUUCAGGUCAAUGCUGGUAGUGAAUUGGGGACUUAAACAUUAUUUUCCUGUAUCCAGCUGUAACUGUUAAACGUCUCCUCAUUCUAAUACUUGUGAACACUUGGACAGAUUCUGACAUUUCUCAUUCUUUGCCAGUAGACUACCUUGAAGUCCAUCAUAAUUGUUCUCUAGGAAAAGAAAAUUUUUAAAAACUCAAAAUACUUGCUUUUGCAAGGAUGGCACAGAACCAUAUAGCUGGAAUAAUGAAACCUUAGCCUAAAGUUUCUUACAAAAGUUAAGGCACUUAAAAUAAUCAAGGCACUGAUGUUUUGAUCUGAAAAGCUGUGUAACUUUUAAAAUUUACUUUUUCAGAAAUUCAUGGAAAUUUGCAUUGAAGGUGGACAUUUUUAUUUCCCCCCCUCCUUUGUGCUGUGUCUUAAUUUGAGUAAAGCAAUUCACCCAAACUUCUAGAAUUCCAGAAAGAGCCUGAAUGUAUUUGAUGUACUCUGUGAUAAAGAAGGUACUCACAGUAUCAUGCACAGAUUUAUUUUUCUUUUCUAUCACAUUGUGUCGCUAUAGAAAAAUAUUUUCUUCUAUUCCAUGGACAAAUAAAGGAAAUUCAGACCAUUUAAAUGCUUAAAGUUUUGAGAUAACUUGUUUCAUUUAGAAAAGGAAAUAGGUUUUCCGUGGCACUGUGGCUUAACUGGACUGAAUGCAGAUAUUCUUUCAAUUUCAUCUCAGUUGCAAUUUUUGUAUCAGAAUCUUGUCCAAGUUGUUUCAUAUGAUUUAGACUAGUGUUCUGCUGCAAAACAUCUUUGUUUUUAAAAAAUUCCUAGUGUCUUUUUUGGCCUUCAGAUUUUGGUAAUUGUGAGCUGUUUUAUAAGUUUUGUGAUUCAGAAGUCCAAUACUUAGCAAGUAAUUGCUUAUUUCAUGUAACUGAUAAUUUUUUUCUUUGUGUGGUGUUAGUUUUGAUCAAAUGUCAGCAGUUUCAAGCCUAAUAUUUAUGACUUCAUGUUAGGAAUUUGGAGACAAAGCUACAUCAAGGAGUCAUGUUGACAUAAUCCUAAUGAGUCUUGUUUGUAUUUUAGAAUAAAAUUAGAAAAAUAAAAUUAUUCUUUGCACUUUUUCUCCCUGAUUUUUAAAGACCUUAACCUUUGAAAUGGGUUUCCAAUGAUUUUUUUUUUCCUAGAGAGUACCUCAGUUAGGAAAAUAUUUCCCAGCUGAUUAGAUUAGUGCUUUUGAGCCACAGACACUGUUUUCAGAAUUGCUUCUUUCAUAAUAUGUGUCUUAGUACAGAAGUAUUUAUUUAUUAUGAUACUGUGCAAAUGAUUGUCUCCUGUUAAAGAAAUUAAAUGGUCCUGUCUGUGCUAUUGAGAAUGUGAAUAUGAUUAUCUUUUGAAGGCUGUAUUACUGCAGAGAUUCACCCACCCUUGGGUCAUUUGAUCCCUGUGAUUGGUGACAGAAGGUCUGGUUACUGAAAAUAAAUGACCUAUUCUCUCUUCUCAUCA